This is a messenger RNA of Xylaria bambusicola, 813 nucleotides long. RefSeq lists its product as uncharacterized. The coding region runs from base 1 to 813 and encodes 270 amino acids. Lineage: Eukaryota; Fungi; Ascomycota; Sordariomycetes; Xylariales; Xylariaceae. The record is from RefSeq and is a predicted model, not a curated record. The transcript is spliced from 3 exons.
AUGGAGACUAUCAACAACAUGGCCGCCUCCGCUGCCAAGGCAGUCUGGGGCGAAAGCAAUCCAACCACUGAGGAGCCUGUCUCCGGCCGCGUUGGGGACACAUCAAAAGGCGAGCCAUACGACGCUGGAAACAUGGAGCCCAUAAGCGGAGACCAGGGGAAAGUAGCGUCGACUGAAGACACGGCUGGGAACACAACUCACAGCCAAGUCAACGGUGAGGCUGCUGAGUCUGCGCAGUUUGCUAAGACGACCGGUACUGCCGCCGAGGGCAACGAUACUCCUAAUAAUCCAUCAAACGACCUCAAAGUACAGUCUGGCCCUGAUGACACCAGUAGUGGCCAGGGUGACACGAGGCCUCCAGAAGACCCCAAGACGAACCCAAAGUCUGCCCCUACCGACGUCAAUGAUGCCGACGAAGCGGGUGUAAACGAGGCUCAGAAGCUUGACGGUCCCGGACCCAAGCCACUCGCAGAGGUAGCCAAGGAGAAUGGUGGCGACGCUGGCAACGACAGCUCGUCUUCGGUAGACAAAACUAAAGCAGAGGACGAAAAGAAGGAGGUUGAAGAUGAUGAUAGCAAGAAGAGCAGUGGAACUGGAGAGCAGUACGUCAAGAGCAGUGGUCUGCAAGCAGAUGGCGGAGAUUUCGAUGCUACCAACCCCGGCGCUGGCAGAGAGGCCGAUCGCUUAAUGGAGGAAAAGGGCAUACACAACUCCGCCGACUCAUCAAGCGGCCCAGCCGAUAACAACGACAGCCCAACAUCGGGGAAGAAAAGCUUAGGUCAAAAGAUCAAGGACAAGUUGCACCGACACUAG